Molecule: messenger RNA, 910 nt
Organism: Funneliformis mosseae
Lineage: Eukaryota; Fungi; Glomeromycota; Glomeromycetes; Glomerales; Glomeraceae
Source: the annotation of a GenBank genome assembly
AUGGGAUUAGAUGACCAGACAUCAGCUGAUCCUUCAGAUCGUAGAUUUCUCAGUAGCACAAAUAAUAGUGAUGUAACAAUGACGAAUUUACGCGUGUCAUUUACAUCUGAAUCUCCAGGAAAAGUUAUGAUUUCUUCACCUUCCGAAACUACAUUAGUUAUACUUCGAAAACGAGAUUAUAUUCCGUUAGCAGAUAGGCAUCGUUUAUCACCUUUAUCUCGAAUAAUUUAUGGAAUAAGUGGUUUUAUAGUGUUAUCUUACCUUGCAGAUUGUGCUAUUAUCAUUUUUAGAGCAUUAGAAUCUAAAGUCUGGACUUCAAGUUAUAUUGUCUUUUAUGAUGUUGGAUCAUGGACAGCUUGGGUUUUAAAUUUAUUGUUGAUGCUUUAUGAAGUAAAAAAAUUAGGAAAAUGGUCAUCAGUCAACUAUUCCUUUUAUAUUUUGUCUCUUUUUACCGAAUCAUUGAUUUUUUAUUAUUGGAUCAUUCAAUUUAAAUCUAAAAAACCCGGAAUUGAAGUGUCAUAUUAUGAUCAAGCUCUUUUAUAUAUAAUUUCAGCUCGUUAUAUUGCUCUCGUAAUUGCAUGUUUCACUUCAUUGAUUCAAAUUCUUCGUUCUUCUUCUGACCGAGAAGAUCUUGAAUCAACCCGAGGACUUCUUGGUGAUAAUACAUCCUAUGGCACCUUUUCAUCUAAUGAAAAUGAUAACCAAACAGAUCAACCACAAAGGGAGCCUGAAAAGGGCGCUUUUACAGGAUUUUUUGAAAAAAUGAAAAAACUUUUACCUUUUUUAUGGCCUAAAAAAAAUAUUUGGCUACAAUGCUUAGUUUUCAUAUGUUUUGGCUUAUUAAUUGCUGCACGGAUUGUAAAUGUGUUGGUUCCACAACAAUUAAAGAUAAUUACAAAUGAAUUGGUUG